Molecule: messenger RNA, 1707 nt
Organism: Papilio polytes (common Mormon)
Lineage: Eukaryota; Metazoa; Arthropoda; Insecta; Lepidoptera; Papilionidae
Product: chondroitin proteoglycan 2-like
Exons: 3
Coding region: 31-1404 (457 amino acids)
Cellular component (GO): extracellular region
Molecular function (GO): chitin binding
Source: RefSeq, a predicted model, not a curated record
UCUUGUAAUUCAUACGCAGUAUUGUAAUUAAUGUUCAAAGUUACUGUGCGGAUUGGAAUAUCUCCUAAACUUAGUGUGAGGCGUAUAAUGAGAGGCGCCGGGAUCAUAUUGAUCUGCGCAAUAACACUUACAAACGGAUAUGUAGUAGACAUAAACAGGAAUGGAUGUCCGUUAGAUUACUCCGUGGAACGGUUAUUUGAGCACGAAUAUUGUAAUAAAUUUUAUCAAUGCACAAUAGGAGAGUUAGUAGAACACACUUGCCCAGAAGAUUUACUUUUCAACAUUGAAAAAAACGAAUGUGAUUGGCCCCAAAAUGUUAUUUGCGGUAACAGGGUAAUACCAGACAAAGACGACAGCAAUCAAGAUGUCGACACGGACGGUGACGAAAACAGUGGAAAUUGCAAUCCAAGCGAAGCUCCAAGCAUUUGUGCUACCAAGGAUUCUGAUGGCAUUUUAGUAGCUCAUGAGAACUGCAAUCAAUUUUACAAAUGUUCCGAAGGAGUUCCUGUUCCAUUGAAGUGUUCGGCAAAUCUAUUAUACAAUCCUAAUAAGGAAAGAUGUGAUUGGCCAGAAAAUGUGAGUUGCGGUGACAGAGUAAAACCAGACUGUUCUAAUGAUGGCAAUGAAGGACAAGUUGAAGAUGAAGCUGGUGGAGAUAAGGGAACUUGCAAUUGUAACCCUGGAGAAGCAGCAUCCAUUUGUGCAGCACCAGAUACUGAUAGUAUUUUGAUAGCCCACGGAAACUGCAACAAAUUCUAUAUUUGUGCUCACGGUAAACCCGUUGCAAUGUCAUGCCCUGCUGAUCUAUUAUACGAUCCUUAUAGAGAACAAUGUUGGUAUCCUGAAGAGGUCGACUGUGGAGAUAGAGUAAUCCCCGAAGACAAUGGAAAUGGCGAAGGCGGCGGAGGCGGCGAUGGAGGCGGAGGAGGUGGCGGUGGAGGGGGAGGUAAUGGGACCUGUAACUGCAAUCCAGCUGAAGCACCAUCGAUAUGUGCUGCAAAAGAUUCUGACGGUAUUUUAAUAGCACACGAAAACUGUAACCAAUUUUACAAAUGCGCUCACGGAGUACCAGUAGCGUUGUCUUGUCCAGGAAAUCUGUUUUAUGAUCCAUACAGAGAGCAAUGUUGGUAUUCAAGUCAAGUGGAUUGUAAAGACAGAGUAAUACCAGAACAGGACAACAACGGAGGCGGCGGCUGUCACUGUUCUCCACGUGAAGCGCCAUCUAUUUGCAGGGCCGAGGGCUCUAACGGAAUUUUAAUUGCCCAUGAAAACUGCCAUAAAUUCUAUCUAUGUUCUAACAAUGUUCCAAUUGAAAUGUAUUGUCCCGCUGAUCUGUUAUACGAUCCUUAUGUAGAAAGAUGCGGCUUCCCAGAAGAUGUCAUCUGUGGUGAUAGAGUGUUUUAAUUAUACUAAUAUUCCUACUGUUUGGUAAAUUAACGGUAACUAAACGUACCUUUUAAAAGAUGUGAUUGUAAGAAACUAUUUUUGUAAAAACUUUAACUUUUCUUAUUUCCAAAGAUGUUUUUAUGUUUAUAAAUAUAACUUAUUAUUUAUAAAUAAGAAUAAAAUAAAUUACAAACCAAAAAUACAAAGGUUGUACCGAACACUUAUAGACUCUGAGCUUCCGUCUAAUUUUUUAUUAAUUUAAGUUAGUUUUAAGUUAUUAUUAUAACAUGAAAUUUAAUUUAUAGUAUAAAAUAAAAAAAU